Molecule: messenger RNA, 1031 nt
Organism: Musa acuminata subsp. malaccensis (wild Malaysian banana)
Lineage: Eukaryota; Viridiplantae; Streptophyta; Magnoliopsida; Zingiberales; Musaceae
Product: germin-like protein 5-1
Biological process (GO): plasmodesmata-mediated intercellular transport; regulation of root development
Cellular component (GO): plasmodesma; cell wall
Molecular function (GO): manganese ion binding
Source: RefSeq, a predicted model, not a curated record
CGCACAGGAUCAGCUCAUUUCCAUCUUGAUAGGGAUUUUUCUUCCUACAGGAUAUGAAUAUUGAGUCGGCAAGUGGGCAAAUCAGGUCCCUACAUCAUGCUUUUAUGUGCAUCGUCGCUACCUCUUUGUUCCUCUUCUCUUCCUUCCAUCUCACCCUCUUCAGCAGCGGCAAGCAAGCGAGCAGCCACAAUGGCCAAGCCUUCCCUCCUCACGUUCUUCUCCCUCCUCGUCGCUUCCACCCUUGCUGCGGAUCCUGACAUGCUCCAGGAUAUCUGCGUCGCGGAUCUCAACUCCGCCGUCAAGGUGAACGGGUUUGCAUGCAAGCCGGCGGCGGAGGUGACGGAGGCGGACUUCUUCUUCCAGGGGCUGGCCAAGCCGGGCGCCACCAACACCACCAUGGGCUCCCUGGUGACGGCCGCCAACGUGGAGAAGAUCCCGGGGCUCAACACCCUGGGCGUGUCCAUGUCCCGCGUCGACUACGCCCCCGGCGGGUUGAACCCGCCGCACACCCACCCGCGCGCCACCGAGAUCGUCUUCGUGCUCGACGGCACCCUCGACGUGGGCUUCAUCACCACCGCCAACAAGCUGAUCACCAAGACCAUCACCAAGGGCGACGUCUUCGUCUUCCCCCGCGGCCUGGUCCACUUCCAGAAGAACAACGGCGACGUUCCCGCCGCCGCCCUCGCCGCCUUCAACAGCCAGUUCCCGGGCACCCAAUCCAUCGCCGCCACCCUCUUCGCCGCCACCCAGCCGGUGCCCGACAUCGUCCUCUCCAAGGCCUUCCAGAUCGGGACCAGAGACGUGAAGAAGAUCAAGAGCCGCUUGGCGCCCAAGAAGUAGCGAGAUCGAGACAUGUUCUUGUUCGGAGCUCGAGAUCAGUUCAUCCAAUCACCCGCCAUGAGCAUAACUCCCAAUCAAAGCCUAAUGAUGUCACUUCUCUUUCCGCCAUUAGGAUGCUAUGUGUCCUAUCUUUCUUCCUUGAUUCAGAGUGUGAUUCACCUAAUUAUCAAAGAAGCUGUUUGAAACGGUUU